Messenger RNA from Gymnogyps californianus (California condor), 624 nucleotides. RefSeq names its product SLAM family member 9-like. The transcript has 2 exons. The record is from RefSeq and is a predicted model, not a curated record. Lineage: Eukaryota; Metazoa; Chordata; Aves; Accipitriformes; Cathartidae. The annotation marks the transcript as partial.
AUGCCCAUGAGUACCUCGGGUGGGGGCUGUGGGCAGGAACUGGGGGGGGUCUGCUGGGGUUCACCACCCUCCAGACCAUCCCCGUCCCAGCCAGGCACUGCAGCCACCCAGCCCCAGCAAGUGAACGGCGUCCUGGGGAGGUCCGUGCUGCUCUCCCCGGCUCUGCCCCCCAACAAGACGGUGAAGGAGAUCGAGUGGAGCUUUUCAGCCGGCGCCGGUGCCACCAUUCAAGUGGCAGAGUUCGGCCCCGGCGGCUUCGAGCGCCCAGACCCCAAGGACCGGUUCAAGGACCGGCUGGAGAUGCUCAACGAGACGGCGCUGAAGAUCGAGGCCCUGGAGCGGGGCGACAGCGGGGUCUACGGGGCUCGGAUUAAACUGCACCCGGCGCUGGUGGAGGAUCGGUUCUUCAACCUCUCCGUCUACGGGCCGGUGCCAGCGCCGGAGAUCCAGCACCGGCAGCUCUCCCGUACCGCCCAAGGGUGUAACGUCACCCUGCGGUGCUGGGUGCCGGCCGGCAGCGAUGCUGAGGUUGCCUGGCAGCUCGGCAGCUCCCGCGGGAUGCCGUGGGGACAGCUCUGCGAGGACGGCCGGACGCUGUCCCUGGUCGUGCCCGCCAGCGCCUUC